AGAUUGACGGUAAGUCAGACGUGUAUCUUCGCGUCAGAAGGAAACUGUCACACCAAAUAGCUACAACAUGAUCAGUCCUAUGAGCCGUCGCAUAGUCGAAAAUUGUUACAGCGGGAUUAUCCACUGAUGAAUUCAAACGACGAUGUCAUCCGACUUAACGUUAGACUUCGGAAAUCAUCAACAAUAUCCAGUAAUGGAUAGUGAGGCAGGCAUCAUGUCCAUCGACCAGGGGGAAGAGUGGGACAUUAGCCUGUUCGAUGAGCUGGGCAACCUUGGAGACGCAGAUGAGCUGCUUGAAGCCCUGGAGAAUGCUGGCUAUGCCAGUGAGGGUCCAGAUCUGGACUUUGAUAUUGACAUACCUGCAUGGGAUGCAGUGGACACAAGCAGCAUCUGCACAGAUGGUGAGGUGAGCGUGGACUCUCUGUCACCUGCCCACACUCUGAGCUCGGUCCCUUCUCCCACCUCAGUGGAAGCCCUGUCCCCUUACUCCUUACAAGAUGAGGCCCUGUCACCACAGUCGCAGCCCUCCCCAGUUUCUGUCUGCUCAGAGUCCAGUGGCUUUUCUGAAAUCUCUCCAUCUGAGACAUUUGGUUUGAAACCCAAGACAGCUCCAAAGAGGACCAACCAGACCACACGAGCCAAACCAGCUCAGCCAGUCAAGAGGCCGAUUCCGAUCGGUCCGAAAGUUUCCAUCCAGCCCAGACCAGUGAUUACAGCUGUGCCGUUGGCUCCCGCAGCAGCUCCCCUACAGGCCAAGACAAUCAUCAUCCAGCCCCUGCAGACCACUGUGCUGCCUGUGGUCAAACCAGCUCCUGUCAGCAUCCAACCAGCGCCCCCUCCAGGUCGUCCUAUAGUGCUGUCUCAACCAAACCAGGUGCUACAGAUCCAGACACCACAGACCAUCACCAGCAAUGUGGUCACCAUGCCAACACUCAGCCAGGACAGGCCUGUCCCUGUCGCUGCUCCACCAGUGGUGUCCGUUGCACUUCGAACCCCCUCCUCAGACGAUGAUUCGAAGUUGUCCCAGAGGCAGCAGCGCAUGAUUAAGAACCGCGAGUCAGCAUCCCUGUCUCGGAAAAAGAAGAAAGAGUAUCUGCUCUCGUUGGAGGCUCGCCUGAAAGUGGCGUUGUCUGAGAAUGAGGCGCUCAAGUGUGAGAAUGGCAACCUCAAGAGACAGCUGGAGGGCCUGCUGAGUGAGAACACAGUACUAAAGACGACAGCGCCCAAGAGGAGAGCCGUGUGUCUCAUGGUGGUUUUGGUGUUCCUCGUGCUAAAUGUUGGACCAACGAGUUUGUUUCAGGGUGGCCCGGGCUCCAAGCUCGAUGUUGUUUCCAUGCAGCACAGCGGCAGACACCUGCUGGGUUUCUCCCCGGAGGCAGAAACUGAGGUUGUGAUGGGCCCAGAAACCCUCGGCGGCGGCCCCUCCGAGAUGGCCGACAGCUCUGAAGACAAGGCCCUGAUGGUGGUGAAGGAUCCCAUCUUCCUCCGUCCUCCACCCCCCUGCCAGCCUCCUAUUAACAGGACCAAGUGCAUAGAGUUGGCCCAUGAGCUGAGGGGUUGGGUCCAUCGUCAUGAAGUGCAGCAGACCAAAUCCAGGCGCAUGAGUAACAGCCAUCACAAACCCACCAGGACCAUUCUGAAAACAGAGAAUAAGGAGGCUGCCCAGAUUUUGACUGUCCAAUACACAGAAACCACUGAGAAAAAAAAUCCUGGCAGCGAGCUGCAGGUGUACUACGCUCCUCAUCAUACAUACAGUGACUUCUUUGAUGAGAUCAACCGUCGUGGCGACACUUUCUACGUGGUAUCUUUCCGCAGGGAUCAUCUUCUACUUCCUGCCACCAACCACAAUAAAGGAAGUCGACCCAAGAUGUCUGUGUUGUUGCCAGCCAUGAACAUAAAUGACAGCAUCAUCAGGGACAAAGAGUUUGAGGUGAUGAUGCAGAUCGACUGCGAAGUAACAGACACCAGGAUCCUCCACAUCAGGUCUUCCACCAUCCCACCUUUGCUCCGGGUCAAUCACACAGACACGUUUUACCAGCACUCCCCGACCGACAACCAGGCCGUGCCUCCUGUCGGCGUGCUAAUGGGGUCUGCCUAAGAUCACCAUCGGCAACCUCCUCCACAGUGAAACUCAUCGAGAUGAACACAAGACAAGACCUCAGUUCAGACUUUUUUUUUUUCGAUUGAAGAAGUGUAUUUUCAAGCUUUUGUGCUCCCACUGACUUUAUUUUUGUGACUUAGAUGUGAAUGCAGAAAUCCUUAACCAUUAGAAUUCAAGGGUAGCUCAAAUGUUUGUCCGCUCAAGUCAAGCACAUUCUUUAUGAGGACUGAUAUCCGGAGGUAGUCUGGAACAGGGUCCGAGCAGACGCUAGCUAGUGUGGCAACGCUGACUUCUCCCUGUGACCCCAGACGCCCUACGUAAGGGUAAUUGCUUAGCGGCAGGGGGCAGAGCAUUGAACCCUGAGUCACCCCGUCAUAACACAAAUACUUUUACCCCCUUAGCAGCUCUCCUGAAGUCUGCUCUUUUUUUUCUUAAUUUCAAGACAGAGCUUAGAAUGUAAAUUGAUUUAAACCUAGGAUUUAGCUUCUUCAAACCUUAAUUAAAGACAGAAAAAUGCAUUUGUGAUAUCAAUGUUUAGAAGCACAACAAAAUCUGUGUAUUUGUAUCUCAGCUAGAAAAGUCCUGUAAUCAUCUCUCUUACUCAGUUUUAGUCCUUUUUGACUCUCUAAUUUUAUUAGUGAAGUAGUAAGAGAUGCCAGACUAAUUACUUGCGGCACCAGAGGCAUUCAGUAAACUCAGGAAGUCAGGAGAUCUGUGUAAGCUAACAGGCUAACCACUAUGUCGUUGGUUGGUUUCCAUCAGGUGCUCUGUUUCCAGCAUUGAAUCAAUGGGGAAUUUCAGUUCUUAAUUUUGGGGUCUUUACACUGUGCUUCACUUAUAUUAAUGAACAGAUUCAGAUACUGUACAUAUUUAUUUCUAUUAUUAUGUAACAGUUAUAGCAACUUCUGUGGUCUGAUGCAAUUUGCUCAUUUCUUCUGUUCUUCUGUUCAUUUCUCUCUCUUCUGUCAGGAUUUAUUGAUUGUUAUUUUCUUUAUCCUCCUGAUCAAACUUUGUGGGAACUUUUUAUUUAUAAUUGUUCACUGAAAAGUAAGACUAUAAAAUAUGAAAUGGUAGAGAGGAAACAUACAGUGUAGUUGUAGAUACUGGCAGAGUUACUGUGGGUGAACGUGCACAAGAUUUUAUCUUAGAAAAAUGUAUUGACGUUAAAAUUUUAUUAUCUCCACUAAAAGAAAUACAUGUGAAAAAAACAUUUUAGUCCUGACUUGUCCGUCCACGGGUUAAAUUGCACUUUUAUUCGGUGCACUUCAGCCUAUAUUGGAAUUCCAACCUACUGGAAAUUAUUCUGUGUGGAGUUCUGAUAGAUUUUAGUACUAAUUUGUUGUUAACAUUUGCACUAUAAAUGCAGGACCUGAGAACUUCAGUUCUGGCUUUAAAUGCCUUAAUUUGACUAGCUGUAAUUUGGGGUAAAAUUUAUAUUAAAUAAGAAAUUAUACAUCAUCAUAAGUUGUUACCCUUCUCUGCCAGUUUCUGUACAUGCUGAUAAAACAACAUAUUGCAUUUUUGUGACUGAAAGUGCAUUUCUCUUAGCUACAUGAUUGUACAUAUGGUUAUGUUUUAGCUCAACAGAUGUCCAUAAAAAUGUUCAGAAAAAAAGGAAAAAAAAAAAAAAAAAAACAUGCCUUUGUGCUGUUUUAAGCCAGGGCUUCUGGUUUCAAAAAUAUAUUUGAUUUGCCACAUUGUUUUCACUGCAUCCCAACAGUACUUUGGGACAAAACAAGAGUACAAUUAAAAACUUGUGAGGUUUUGUUUUUUUCUUUUCUAUUAUGUGCAGAAACCAAAAUAAACACUGGAUUUUCUCUAACUAUA
Molecule: messenger RNA, 3928 nt
Organism: Lates calcarifer (barramundi perch)
Lineage: Eukaryota; Metazoa; Chordata; Actinopteri; Centropomidae
Gene: atf6
Product: activating transcription factor 6
Exons: 16
Coding region: 143-2098 (651 amino acids)
Biological process (GO): endoplasmic reticulum unfolded protein response; regulation of transcription by RNA polymerase II
Cellular component (GO): nucleus
Molecular function (GO): DNA-binding transcription factor activity, RNA polymerase II-specific; RNA polymerase II cis-regulatory region sequence-specific DNA binding
Source: RefSeq, a predicted model, not a curated record